CCAACACUCUCUCUCUUAUGCCAUUCUCUCCCUAAUCUCAAACUGAAACCCCAUGUCAGAUAGCUGCAAUUCUCGCCACUUUUCAUGGCUUAUGAAAUCUUGCUACCCCAACCCAAACGACAACUCCUCCACUGUCGUUUACGCCGUCGCCCCAAAAUCCUCAUCUUCCAUUACCAACAAUAACAACAACUGCCUCUCUUCCAAUAUCUCUUCACUCCCAGACGACAUCCUCAUCGAUUGCCUCUCUCGUGUCCCACCCUCUUCCAUACCCAAUCUCUCCCUCGUCUGCCGCCGCUGGACUCGUCUCCUCCUCUCCCCUAUCUUCUCCGAUCUCCGCCGCAAUCACGGCCUUCUCCGCCACACCCUCUUCGCUCUCUCCGCCGCCGACUCCGCCCUCUUCGCUGCCACCUUACGUUUUCACCCAGACCAAACCGACAAUAACAACACUGAAAGCCCAUGGAAAGUUUCAGCUUUUCUCCCCGAUAACGUAGUUUCGACUCUUGGUAACCAAGGAUUCCCCUCCCACGCGCGCCUCUCCGCCGUUGGACCGAGAAUCUACAUCGUCGGUCGGAAUGCGACUCUACGUUACGACACGUGGACUGGUACGGUCACUGCCAGGUCUCCGAUGAUGAUCUCGCGGAAGAAAUUCGCCGCUGCGGCUGUCUCGGGUAAGAUCUACGUCGCUGGUGGUGGUCCGAGAACGACGGCUGUGGAAGAGUACGAUCCCGAUGAAGAUAAGUGGCGCGUGGUUGCUCACUCGUCCAGGAGCCGUUACGGAUGCAUUGGGGCAUCGGUUGAUGGAGUUUUCUACGUGAUUGGGGGUUUGAAAUUGGGCGCAUCGGGAAACGAUCAAUUACGCGCCGCUUCUAUUGAAGCUCACGUCUAUGCUAGUUCCAUGGAUUUAUACGAUGUGGAAGCGCGUGCGUGGCUCAGAAGCCGAGCCGUUCCUGGAGGCGGCUGCGUUGUAGCGGCUUGCGCUGCAGCAGGACAUAUCUACGUACUCGCCAGCCACGCCGUGGAGCUCACGUUUUGGAGAUUCGACGCACGCCGAAAAGCCGUAGCCGGUUCAGGCGGUGGUUUCGGCGAGUGGUGUAGGAUAAAGUGUCCGCCAUUGCCAGCGCAGAUUAGUGUGGACAGCACAGUGAGGUUCUGCUGCGCCGGGGUCGGAGACAAGGUUGUGUUGGUUCAGGUCUCCGGCUGCAUCGAUGACCUGCUGAGGAGGAGUGGACGGGGUGGCCGUGGAAUGAAGGAGGGGUUGGUAUUGGUGUACGAUACCGUUGCCGGAGAAUGGAGGAGGGCUGCGGAUCUGCCGGAAAUUGUUCGACGCGCUUCCUGCGUUUGUGUAGAGUGCUAAAAUGCGCAUGUAGUGAACGGAGCAGACAACUAUGAUAACCCGUUGCUUGGAAGCUUUGGUGCUUGCAAUUUCUGGAAAGUGAGGAUGAUACGCCGUCGUUUUUUAGAAAUUAUUUACACAGAAUAUAAUUAUUAUUUUGACCAAUUUUUAGGGUCAUCUGUUAUUAAAUUUUUAAUUUGAAAUGUCAUUGUCCACCAACAAGUUGAAUUAUUGUUUUUUUUUUCUUU
Messenger RNA from Cannabis sativa, 1581 nucleotides. Its product is annotated as F-box/kelch-repeat protein At5g26960. The transcript has a single exon. Gene Ontology annotation, molecular function: protein binding. Lineage: Eukaryota; Viridiplantae; Streptophyta; Magnoliopsida; Rosales; Cannabaceae. The record is from RefSeq and is a predicted model, not a curated record. Bases 53 to 1354 code for a protein of 433 amino acids.